AUGGUUGACUGCCCGCCCCCGUCCUCACCAUGCAUCUCCUGUGACACAGCCGGUGCCGUGUGUAGUCCCUAUGAUGAUUAUAAUGGUUCCUACAAUAACUAUCCUCGGGGUCUCUUUUGGGCCCCUAGGGGAAAGCAUCUAGUGUCCUACUUCGCUGAUAAUACCUGUCGGGUAUUCGAUGUGGACCAAGGACUGGCCCAACCUACGCGAACCGAGCAGGCCUCGGGGACUAUAACUGCAGUGGAGAUGUGCCCAUUGGGAGCUGAGCCGGCUGAUUUCCACUAUGCAGUUUCGGUGAGAGAUCGGCCGAUUCAUCUGGUCAACCUCCUCACUGGAGAAGUGGCCGCGAGUUACCAAGGCUACUCCCUCACUGAUGAGGUUAGAGCCGCCUCGUGUCUGGCUUUCUCCCAAGACGGCUCGCGUUUGCUCGGUGGUGUCGCGGGGCAGCCUCAAGUGUGGCUGUGGGACCUCACUCGUCCUGGCAAGAGCGCCUAUCAUCGUGUAUUAUCAACUCGCAAAGGGAAGACAGGCCAGCGUGGCAUCGUCUCGGCAGCGGCUUGGGUUGAUGACAAAUGCUAUGCCUUGGGAACCUACAGCCGUACUAUUGGUAUAUAUGAUGAACGCCAAGGGUCCAAGAGAAACGCCAAGUGUGUGAAGAUGUUGUCGGCCUCAGAUGGCGGUGGGAUCACCUCGCUCAAGUUGUCUCCCCAAGGGUUGCUGGUCAGUGGUCAUCGAAUGGACACUUCAAUGCGGGUGUGGGACUUGAGGUCCUCCGGUGUGGAACCCGUGACGAUGUUGCCUCGCGCGACCAAGACCAAUCAGCGCUUCGACUUUUCCUUCCUGGGCAAUAGUCGGAUUCUCGCAACUGGUGACGAUAGUGGUCAUGUCCUUUGGUACGAUACUCUCACUGGGGACUUGCUGGGCAAAUGCUGUGUGGCCUCUUCGGGGGCUCCGUGCAUUGCCGCUGAAAUAGAGCCUGUCAGCCUCAGUAGACUCGCAGUGGGGACUGGGCAGAGAGUGUGGCCCACGUACGUCUCAAUGGGCGACGAUGACAACACAGAGUUGCUACAGCCCAAGACGGACAAUAGGGUAGCUGUAGUGAAUUUCAGUGCCCCCGAAGGUCUCCUCUCGACCACCUUGCCAGCUGCUGUCCCGACUCCUAUCGAGGCACCGCCCCAGAAUGACCAGCCCGUCAUGGGUUCUGACUCGGAGGAAGCCGCAGCUCAGGUGUCUGAGCUGGCCGAGCCUCAGUCUGUGAUCAUACCGGAGGCUUUCAAGGGUCUACCGCCCCCGCCUGGAGUGAUAACGCCCCCUUGUAAUGCUCAAAUGCCCUGUAAUGAUAGUCAUGAAGACCCUGCUGAUUCCUCGCCUCUGGAGGGCCAAGCCGAGGCCGGCCCAACCACUGGAGCUGGUAUAGUAAAAUUCAAUAUUGCAGCCAACGCCGCCUCAGCGAGCUCGUCCGACUUCCGGGCAAGGUUCAUAGAGCCGUAUCAAUUUCAACACGGCAACAGCAUCAUCCUGUUGCAUCAGAGAGCCCCCUCAUUGGCCGCAUCGAACCCUUCUGAAGGACUUGACCAAGAAGAGGCAGACCCCCUGAACACGGGUGUAACUGUGUGGCCGUCAUCAGCUGACCUUGCAUCUCGUUUGAUCGAUGAAAGUGGCAGUGGGAGUCUCCUUGAUGUCGCUGGUAAGCGUGUCAUCGAGCUCGGGUCCGGUUGUGGUCUUGGUGGUCUCGCAUGUGCUGCGGCGGGCGCCAGUAAGGUUACUCUCACUGAUUUGCCAGAGGUUCUCAACGACGUAACGAAGCGGAACAUCGGGGCCAACUCGGUCCUCACGUGGGCAUGUGACCUGCAAGCCAAGCCACUUGCCUGGCCUGGGGAGGACUCGGCCGAGCUCGGCGACUUUGAUGUGAUUCUCGGUGCUGAUCUCAUAUAUAGGGAAGCUGAUGUCGAUCUCCUCCUGGCUGCUAUCCGAAAUCUGGUACAACAUAACCGUGUACAGAGAUUCAUAUGGAUGCAACCAUCCCGGGACCCUAUAGCCAACGCUAAGGCCAUGAACUGUUUCAGAGAGAAUGGCCAUGGUGUCACAACAGUGGGUCCAGACCUCUACGUCGUCGACUUAUCGGUUUCUACUGACCGAGAGCAACAAGUAGUGAGCGAAGAUACUGCAGUUGUUCCCGAUAAGGCUCAAAGUGUUGACGAAGGCGGAGAGAUAGUGCAGCGAGGCAAGCGCUCUCGCGAGGAUAGUGAUGAUGAUGCAGAACCGAUGAAGAGGUCUCGGGCAAGAAGAGGGUCAGUUUAUCCUGGCAUGGAGAGUUAUGACGCGGCCGUUUUUACUGCGUUCGAGAGCUGUGGUGUGCGAAGUGAUAAUGAUUCUGAUGGCAAGUCGAGUUCCAGUAGUGAUGAAGAUGCUAUUGAGUAACGUCUGUAAAAUGCAC
Molecule: messenger RNA, 2437 nt
Organism: Perkinsus marinus ATCC 50983
Lineage: Eukaryota; Perkinsozoa; Perkinsida; Perkinsidae
Exons: 10
Coding region: 1-2421 (806 amino acids)
Molecular function (GO): protein binding
Source: RefSeq, a predicted model, not a curated record